AUGCACUUACCAAGGCUCAAUUUUACUAUUUUAUGUUUAAUGGCCUUGCUUCUUCGUUUGGGAAUGUUGAUUUAUGGUGAAUGGCAAGACGCGCACAUGCAAGUGAAAUACACUGAUAUAGAUUACAAAGUUUUCUCAGAUGCAGCGCGUUUUGUAAUUCAAGGAGAAAGUCCUUAUAAACGUGCAACGUAUCGAUAUACACCCCUUCUUGCAUUUUUGUUAACACCAAACAUUUAUAUUCACAAAUCGUUUGGCAAAUUUUUGUUUGUUUUUGCAGAUAUUGUAGUUGGAGUUUUAAUAUAUAGAAUUUUACGUUUGCGAGGAUUACAGGAUCAAAAAGCUGUUAAUUAUUCCGCGAUAUGGCUUUUGAAUCCAGUAGUUUCAAACAUUUCGACGCGUGGGAACGCGGAAUCAUUACUCGGAGCCGCGGUGCUAUUGACCUUGUAUUUGGUGCUCGUGAAAAAGAUUAUCGCCGCAAGCAUUCUAUACGGAAUAUCUGUUCACCUUAAGGUUUAUCCCAUUAUUUAUGCCAUAUCAUUAUUGGUUUUGCUAGAUGAUGAAGAUUAUCGGGGUUUAAGAAGGAAGGGUAAGGAGAAAGAGCUUGAUAGAGAUUCUCUGAAAUAUUGGACAGGAAAAGUUGUUAGAUUUGUAAAUCCAACGCGAAUUAAGUUUGGCUUAAUAAGUGGAGGAGUGUUUUUUCUUUUAAAUGGAAUAAUGUAUUAUCUGUAUUCACAAGAAUUUCUCAACGAAACUUACCUUUACCAUGUUACACGCAAAGAUCAUCGCCAUAACUUUUCCCUUUGGUUUUAUUACAUUUAUCUCACUUUUGACAUUUCUAAAAGUUCUAUAAUGGCUUUAUUGGCAUUCUUGCCUCAGAUAAGUAUUGUAACACUGUUGGGAAUUGUGUUUGGCAAUGAUAUCUUUUUUGCAUGUUUCGUUCAAACCUUUGCGUUUGUGAUUUAUAACAAAGUUUGUACUUCCCAGUACUUUAUGUGGUAUAUAUGUUUAUUUCCACUUAUAAUUCAAUCCUCCACCAUCAAAUUCUUUUACAAAGGACUAUUUAUGUUGUUUGCAUGGAUAGGCGGUCAGGCCCUUUGGCUUUAUCAAGCUUAUAAUCUUGAAUUUCUUGGAGAAAACACAUUCUUCAAUAUAUGGUUGGCAAGUAUAGUUUUCUUUAUGGCAAAUGUUUGGAUACUAACCGAAUUUGUUCAAAAUCAUGUGUAUGAGAAAUGUUUUGAUUUAGGCAAGAUCAGAAAGAUUUGGGAAGUCGAGGAAGAAGAUAUGUCAAACGGACAGAGUUCAAAUAAUGGAUUAUAA
Funneliformis caledonium is the source of this 1317-nucleotide messenger RNA. Lineage: Eukaryota; Fungi; Glomeromycota; Glomeromycetes; Glomerales; Glomeraceae. The record is from the annotation of a GenBank genome assembly.